This is a messenger RNA of Ruditapes philippinarum (Manila clam), 2654 nucleotides long. Its product is annotated as zinc finger protein 862-like. The transcript has a single exon. Lineage: Eukaryota; Metazoa; Mollusca; Bivalvia; Venerida; Veneridae. The record is from RefSeq and is a predicted model, not a curated record. The coding region runs from base 391 to 2313 and encodes 640 amino acids.
UACAUGUACAACGGGAACCGAAGGGAGGUAACUGUAAGCUAAUUAUAAUAAUUUACUACCGUAUGGUAGUGGUUACGGGAGUUGACGGAAAUUAACGGAAUGUUCCGUACUGACCGGAACUAGUGUGCUAGGUCUGACAGUUGGGCGCCAUUUUAGUGUAGAAUAUAAUCUAGAAUAAUUAGGCAAUUCUUAGCUUGGCUACGAUCCAGACGUGAAAGGUAGGUCGAAUGUUUGUAUUGUCAAUCCCUUUAUAAUCAAUUGCGGCAGUUCUAUAAUAAUUUGUUUUCGUUUAAAAAUUAAGGGGGGACAACUUCUGCUUCCUUAAAUGAAUAUUUUCGUUUCAAUUAUUUCAUCGGUUGAACGCCGCUGUGUAAACUAAAUGCAGACGAUAUGUCUAAGAAAAGAAUAACAGAUUUUUUUGGUAAAACAUGCGCUGAAAAAGCAUCAUCAACAGUUACUAACGAUGCACAAUCCGAUUGUACAAUUGUCCCCAGCCUCAAAUCGAAUGAAAAUGAGACCGCUGAUGAACCUGGUCCUUCAAAAAAAUUCAAGCCCUCUACUUUCCAAAGUUCUUGGAAAAAAGAUCGACCCUGGCUCGAUGUCAAUGAAAAGGGUGAAAUGAUUUGCAAUUAUUGUAUUGACAAUAAAAUGACCAACACAUUUACAACUGGCUGCACUAAUUUCCGUACAUCCACACUAACUCGACACGUUGCAACUACUGACCACAAGCUUUCAGUUCUUGCCAAAACCGAGAGUAAAUCUCUAGAAAAAACUGUUCAAAACGUUGUUUCUCAACAGGAAGGAGCUGUCACAUCAGCAAUUGACACAGUUUACUGGUUAGCCAAGGAGAAUAUUGCCACAGAGAAAUAUUCAUCUUUGUUAGAACUUUUAGAGAAAGAAGGCUGUAGCAAUGUAAAAAAUUUGAAUGUUGGUGGAAAUGCAUCUUACAGGUCCACUACAAUUGCACAGGAAAUUCAACAAGCUAUUGCAGACACACUUAUGGCUGAUAUCAUAAAUGAAAUGAAAGGUUCAUUUUGUGCUGCUAUCCUGACAGAUGAGAGUACAGAUAUAUCAGUGACUGGUAAGCUAAUAGUGUAUGUGCGAUUUGUAACUAAAGAUUUUGAGUUGAAAUCACACUUCCUAGGGAAUUUUAACAUUGGUGAAAAAGAUGCAACUACUAUCACUGACAAAUUGGUAACCAUUUUAACUGAAAGGGGCAUACCUGCUGAAAAAAUACUUUGCCUUGGCUCUGAUGGAGCCAGUGUGAUGACUGGAGUGAAAAAUGGAGUUGCAGCGCAGUUGAAAAGAUUGUCACCAUUUCUUAUUAAUAUACAUUGUGUUGCACACAGGUUAGCUCUCUGCACCAGCCAGGCAGCUUCUAAGCUAGAUAUUAUGCAGCAGUACAAGUCUACACUUACUAGUCUGUACUAUUACUUUAAGGGAUCAUCUGUUCGCAGCAGUAGGCUAGCUAAGAUACAGGACUUAUUUGAACAACCCCAGAUAAAAAUGAGAGAAAUGCAUGACAUAAGAUGGUUUUCUUUCUAUAAUGUGCUAGAAGGUAUAUAUAAGUCUUGGAGUGCUCUCAUCAUUUAUUUUGACUCAACUGAACUGUCAAAGGACCCAAAAGCAACUGGCCUCCGAAAGUCUCUCUUACAAUAUAAAUUUCCUGCUAUGACCUGGUUUCUUAUGGACAUUAUACCUAUCAUUACAGCUCUUAACCUGGUCUUUCAGAAGGAUUCACUUGAUGUUGCAGUAAUUAAACCUAUUGUGUCCAGCACAAUCUCUAAGCUUGAGUACUUGAAAUGUAAUGAGGGACAUUACAAACAGGAAUUUAAAAGACUGUUGAAUGAUGGGAAUAAACUUUUUGACCAUGAGCUAAGUUACAAAAUACAACAAGAACAAAUGGUUGAAUUUGCAAUGGAAAACUUUAUUGAUAAAUUGAUUGAAAACAUGAAAAAGAGAUUUCCAGAUGACAGUGUAUCUGUUAUUUCAGCCUUUGAUGUACUGGCAAUGAGGGACCUAUCAUUUGUGCCUCCUUCAGAAGUAGAUAUCUAUGGAUUAGAGAAGCUUGAUGUUUUGCUUGGUCAUUACAGCCAACCAAGAGGUGACCCUGAAGUACCUGGCAUUGUAGAUGAACAGGCCACCAGAAAUGAAUAUUCUUUAUUGAAGCCAUUAGUACUGCAACAGAAGUAUCCAAGGGAUCAGCUUGCUGUUCUGUGGAAAAUAAUCUUUGAAUGCCACAGAGACCAAUUCCCAAACCUGUUAAAACUUGCAUCAAUUGCCUUGACUUUGCCUGUGCAGACAGCUAUUUAAGAACGUGGCUUUUCAUGUCAGAAUAACAUCAAAACUGCCCAGAGAAACAGGCUGAGUGAAUCAUCCCUGCAUACCCUGAUGACAAUUAGCAUUGAGGGACCACCUCUACGAUGUUUUAAUGCUUCAAGGGUUCUCCAGGAAUUCAAAACCAAGAAGCAAAGAAGAAUUUUUCAAAAACUGUCAUUUAAUGCUGGCAUGUAAAAGAAAAACAUGUAAAAGCAAUAAAAUGUAAAAGGUAAAACAAUAAAACAUGUAAAUUGAUUAAAAUUGGUAGUUUAUAUUGGCACCCCUAGAUUUUCAAAAUCCCCCCCUUUUUUGAAAUAGAGGGGGGAAAAUCACCC